AUGGAGAGCCAGAAAACAUUAAACGCAGAACUCGAAAAUCUAUCACCAUGCGGCAGUGGAAAAAGGAGUACAAGCAGCCAUUCAAGUUCACCCGAGUUCGAGUUCUGGAUGGUCCGAAACCCGCCUUUUCCCGAACCCGACCUCAUCUCUGCCGAUGAACUAUUCGUUAAUGGCGUUCUCCGUCCUCUCCAUCUCUUACCCAACAAACAACCCGAAGAGAACCCACAAAUAGACUCAAAUCAACCCGCAUCACAACCUCCUAUACCCGACCCUGACCCUAUUAUAACAUCGGAUCCGGUUCCUGUAUUGUCAGCUUCGAAACGGUGGAGAGAUAUCUUUAAGAAAGAAAAAGGAAAAAACGGAAAACAAAGUAAAAAAGACAAGGAUAAAGAGAAAGAGAAGAAGAAUCAUAGUCCGAGUCAAAGCGGUGCCAGUGGAGCUGAGUUGAAUAUAAAUAUUUGGCCUUUUCCAAGGAGCAGAUCUGCCGGUACCCGGCCCAGGAUGACAUCCCGGUCGACGGAUACCCGUAAGGUAAGUAGCGCCCCGUGUUCCCGAAGCAACUCGGCGGGUGAAUCCAAGUCUCGAAAGUGGCCGAGCAGCCCCGGCCGGGCAAGGGUUCACUUGGGCCGAAGCAGCCCAGUUUGGCAGGUCCGGCGCGGAUGUUCCCCUGCGAAGACUGUCGAUGUUACGGGUCGGAGUGCUGAAAAGAGUAGCGCUAGAAAAGAAGUUGCCGAGCCUUGUGGCGGUAAAAUUGGUACGAAUGGAAACAACGCUAACAAAGCCAAGGCUUUGAAUUUGCAUGUGCCAAUGUGCAUUGGGUAUAGGCAUCAUUUGAAUUGUAGAACCGAUGAAAAUAGUGCGAUGCUCGCCGGUAGUAGUACCGGCAGCGAUGAUGGCGGCAAUGUUAGAAGCAGCGACGCCAACGUUGGAAGUGGUAGUAAUUUUUUUAAUUUGCGCAAUCUUUUCACUAAGAAAGUUUAUUAA
This is a messenger RNA of Gossypium raimondii (Peruvian cotton), 984 nucleotides long. RefSeq lists its product as uncharacterized. Lineage: Eukaryota; Viridiplantae; Streptophyta; Magnoliopsida; Malvales; Malvaceae. The record is from RefSeq and is a predicted model, not a curated record. Bases 1 to 984 code for a protein of 327 amino acids. The transcript has a single exon.